UAGAGUUACCGAACGGUCCAGGAAGAACCGCUCACAGGGUUCCCGUCCGAUUCAGGCGUCUCUCCUUCUCACCGUCUCCACUGAUUCGUCUCUCUGAAAUUCAAGUUUCAGCUCCGAUAUACACAAUUGAAUCUUCAGUCCUUCUUCAUCAGUCCCUUUCGAUUUUUAGUUGCAAGUCAUGGCUUUGCGUUUAGUGGCUAGAAGGAUUGGAAGUAAAUUGUUUCCAAUGUUUUCUUCUGCCAAUCAUUUACAUUCACAUGCUACAAGUUUUGGAUUCAAAGAAGUGCCUGAAGAGGAAAAAAGCCGACUAGUUGGUAAUGUCUUCAGCAAUGUUGCUUCAAACUAUGAUCUGAUGAAUGAUUUGAUGAGUGCUGGAUUGCAUAGAUUGUGGAAAGACAGACUCGUUUCCGAGCUAAAUCCUUUUCCUGGAAUGAAGCAUCUUGAUGUUGCUGGUGGUACAGGUGAUGUUGCUUUCAGGAUCCUAGAAAGGAUUAAUGACGUCAAACGUAGAGCAAUGCAAGAUGUUCGGGAAGAUGAUUUACAGGAACAAACUCAAAUAUAUGUUUGUGACAUCAACUCACAGAUGUUAAACGUUGGUAAAAAGCGAGCUAUUGAGAGAGGUCUGGGAGAAGAAAGUUCUCUAAUAUGGGUGGAAGGAGAUGCAGAAGCUUUACGUUUUCAAGAUAAUUCAAUGGAUGGUUACACGAUUGCAUUUGGAAUUAGGAAUGUUACUCACAUUGAAAAAGUUCUAGAUGAGGCUUAUAGGGUUCUAAGACGAGGAGGAAGAUUCCUUUGCCUUGAGCUAAGCCAUGUUGAAGCUCCUAUAUUUAAGGAAUUAUAUGACUAUUAUUCAUUUUCUGUAAUUCCAGCCGUUGGAGAGCUAGUUGUAGGUGAUCGAGAAUCUUAUCAAUACUUAGUGGAAAGCAUCCGUCGAUUUCCCUCACAGGAGAAAUUUGCUUCCAUGAUCAUUGAAGCAGGCUUCGAGAAGGUCGAGUACGAAAAUCUUGUUGGAGGAGUGGUUGCUAUCCAUUCAGGCUUGAAACUUUAGAAGCAGCUUUUGAAGCAGGCUUCAAGAGGGGAAAGGCUAUGCUCCGCUUGCAGGGAUAUACUUGUCAAUGACAAAAUUCAAGGAAGACGGGCAUAUUCAGAUUAUCUUUUGAACCCACUCGAAAUUUCGAUUUAGUUAGGUUAUUGAUUCGAGCAACUUGAUAUGAUCAAUCUUCUUAUUUUUGGGUUAAGUUGGGUU
Molecule: messenger RNA, 1246 nt
Organism: Cucurbita moschata (crookneck pumpkin)
Lineage: Eukaryota; Viridiplantae; Streptophyta; Magnoliopsida; Cucurbitales; Cucurbitaceae
Product: 2-methoxy-6-polyprenyl-1,4-benzoquinol methylase, mitochondrial-like
Exons: 10
Coding region: 179-1048 (289 amino acids)
Biological process (GO): ubiquinone biosynthetic process
Cellular component (GO): mitochondrion
Molecular function (GO): methyltransferase activity
Source: RefSeq, a predicted model, not a curated record